AUGAGGCAGUCGACGCCCAUUCUCUGGGUUGUCCAGGCUUGCCUAAUAUGGCUGACAUUGGUAUCGGCAUCACCUGCCAUUUCUCCUGAUAAUCUUGUGUCUUCGGACUCCGAUGUCUCUGCGCUUCAGGCCCGUGACACAAAACCGUUUCCGCUUCGAAUUCUGCCGCUCGGUGCUUCUAUUACCAUGGGGUAUAAAUCGAAAGAUGGAAAUGGAUAUCGGAAAUGGCUUCGACAGCAAUUGCGCUAUGCUGGGUGGGAGGUUGACAUGAUUGGCACCAUGAAGAAUGGUACCAUGCAUGAUAAUGACCACGAUGGGCACAUAGGCUGGAGAAUUGAUCAAAUAGCAUCUCAUGCCAAGCAGAUCAUCCCACAACAACCUAAUCUAAUCCUUCUCAAUGCUGGUACAAACGAUGCUCUUCAAGAUUACAAAAUAAAGACCGCAGGAAAGCGGAUGGACUCUCUCCUAACAUACCUCUUCGACAACAUCCCCAACACAACCAUCAUCCUAUCAACCCUCACAUACAAUGGAAAGAAACCCCAAUUGGCCACAGACAUCAGCACGCAAUACCUGGAACUUGCAGCGAAACGCCGAGCGCGAAAGGAAAGGCUCGUCGUAGCUGAUAUGAGCACCUUCAUUAAGUGGAAGCAACUCGUGGAUAAGAUUCAUCCGACAGACGCUGGCUACGAGGAAAUGGCAUCGGUGUGGUGGGCGGCCAUUCAACAAGCCGAGAAAGAAGGCUUCCUCAGCGCGCCAGAGUCCACCUCUAUAAGUAGUGGUACUAUCAGCAAGGCGCGGGAAAAGGAACUCGAUGAUAGCACUGGUGAUCCGAGUCUGCCUGCAUACACGGCCCCGCCCCAGCCUACGAAAAUUAGUAACGGGUCGUCUCGGUCCCGGCAGUGGCAUAUCUGGGCUGUUGCAUUCCAGAUGAUUAUGAUGUGCAUUGGUUUCUCUUGUAUAUGA
This is a messenger RNA of Penicillium samsonianum, 963 nucleotides long. RefSeq names its product SGNH/GDSL hydrolase family protein. Bases 1 to 963 code for a protein of 320 amino acids. Lineage: Eukaryota; Fungi; Ascomycota; Eurotiomycetes; Eurotiales; Aspergillaceae. The record is from RefSeq and is a predicted model, not a curated record. Gene Ontology annotation, molecular function: phosphatidylcholine lysophospholipase A1 activity. The transcript has 4 exons.